CUCUCCUGACGCUGUAUGGCCUCUUCUCACAGGUGCGGGGGCACGGUCGGUGCUAUUUUCACGUGCCCGCUAGAAGUCAUUAAGACGAGACUGCAGUCGUCCAGGCUGGCUCUCGGGACUGUCUACUACCCUCAGGUUCACCUGGGCACCCUCAGUGGAGCUGGAGUGGUGAGGCCAGCGUCAGUGACACCCGGACUCUUGCAGGUUCUGAAGUCAAUCUUGGAGAAAGAGGGACCAAAGUCACUGUUUAGAGGCUUGGGUCCAAAUUUGGUUGGAGUUGCACCAUCCAGGGCCGUCUACUUUGCUUGUUACUCCAGAGCCAAAGAGCAGUUCAAUGGCGUCUUCGUGCCGAACAGCAACGUUGUCCACAUCUUCUCAGCCGGCUCUGCAGCUUUUGUCACAAAUACCUUAAUGAAUCCUAUAUGGAUGGUUAAAACCCGGAUGCAGCUAGAACGGAAAGUGCGCGGCUCCAAGCAGAUGAACACGCUCCAGUGCGCCCGCUACGUCUACCGGACGGAAGGCAUCCGCGGUUUCUACAGGGGGCUGACGGCCUCGUACGCGGGCAUUUCAGAAACCAUCAUCUGCUUUGCUAUUUAUGAAAGCUUGAAGAAGUAUCUGAAAGAAGCUCCCUUAGCCUCUUCUACGAGUGGGACUGAGAAAAAUUCCACAAAUUUUUUUGGACUCAUGGCGGCUGCUGCCAUUUCCAAGGGCUGUGCCUCCUGCGUCGCGUACCCUCACGAAGUCAUCAGAACGCGGCUCCGGGAGGAGGGCACCAAGUACAAGUCUUUUGUCCAGACGGCUCGGCUGGUCUUCCGGGAAGAAGGUUACCUGGCCUUUUACAGGGGACUCUUUGCCCAGCUCAUCCGGCAGAUCCCAAACACUGCCAUUGUGCUGUCCACCUAUGAGCUCAUUGUGUACCUCUUAGAAGACCAGACUAAGUAACAGACCAGAAAAUUGUGUUCUAGAAGAAUAAAACUGAACGGCUCCAGAGAAUUUUUUUUUCCCAUUGAUGUUUAGAAUGUAUGAGACCGAAAACAGAAAAGACCAUAAAGUACCCGGCUGCUGUCACCUGCUGGACAUUUCCUUUUGGAUUCAUGCUUUCUGGAAGGUUUCAAUUCAUUAACGUUAAUAGUUAAUUGUAACUUCUGUUUUUUUAAUUUAAGAGGAUCCAGGAUUAAGCAGCAACUAAAUUAAAUCAUGCUAUUUAAUUUAAGUAUAAA
Condylura cristata (star-nosed mole) is the source of this 1220-nucleotide messenger RNA. RefSeq names its product solute carrier family 25 (pyrimidine nucleotide carrier), member 33 (gene SLC25A33). Gene Ontology annotation, cellular component: mitochondrion. Gene Ontology annotation, molecular function: pyrimidine nucleotide transmembrane transporter activity. Bases 16 to 942 code for a protein of 308 amino acids. Lineage: Eukaryota; Metazoa; Chordata; Mammalia; Eulipotyphla; Talpidae. The record is from RefSeq and is a predicted model, not a curated record. The transcript has 6 exons. Gene Ontology annotation, biological process: pyrimidine nucleotide import into mitochondrion.